This is a messenger RNA of Vicia villosa (hairy vetch), 1278 nucleotides long. RefSeq lists its product as uncharacterized. The transcript has 2 exons. The record is from RefSeq and is a predicted model, not a curated record. NCBI's taxonomy places the organism in Eukaryota, Viridiplantae, Streptophyta, Magnoliopsida, Fabales, Fabaceae. Bases 1 to 1278 code for a protein of 425 amino acids.
AUGACUCCCGCAGCCACCGUGGCUGCCAUAGCUCCAAAUUGCGAGUUAUACGGAGUACAAGGACAUAUUGUUUUUGAUUUCCAAUUGCUAGAUGGAAUUCCUCCUGACCAAAUGAACUACGCUCAAGGAAACCCGUAUUCUAACACCUAUAACCCAGGUUGGAAGAAUCAUCCUAACUUCUCCUAUAAGAAUAACAAUGUGUUAUACGCACCUCAAGCACCUCUUGGUUUUCAAAAGCCAAAUCAAGCUGCACCUCAAGCCGCUCCUCAAGCACCUUAUAAGUCCAACCUAGAGAUAAUGAUGGAAAUUUUUGUUGCUACUCAAACACAACAAAAUAAGGAGUUUAUGAACCAAAAUGUACACACCUCUGAAUUAGUGAAAGAAUUAGCAACCAAAGCAAAAAGCAAUGAUGAAUCGAAUAAAGCUACUGAGCCAGAAACCGGCGCUAGAGAUGAAGCUGAUAAGGAAAAACCAUACGUACCUCCACCACCAUAUAAACCACCUAUUCCAUUUCCUCAAAGAUUAGCUAAGUCUAAAACUGAAGGACAAUUUAAGAAAUUUGUAGAACUUCUGAAGCAAUUAAACAUAACAAUACCUUUCACAGAAGCCAUAAUACAAAUUCCAUCUUAUGCCAAUUUUCUUAAAGAGAUACUGUCUAACAAAAAGAAACUUGAGGACAAUGAAACAGUGAUGCUUACUGCGAAAUGUAGCGCUAUUAUCCAAAACAAUAUGCCACCUAAGUUGAAAGACCCUGGUAGUUUCGCCAUACUUUGUGUAAUAGGAAAAUUCAUCAUAGACAAAGCACUCUACGAUUUAGGAGUUAGCGUGAGUUUGAUGCCCCUCUCAAUCUGUGAAAAACUUCAAUCAGGCGAACUAAUACCAACUAGAAUGUCUUUACAAUUAGCCAAUCGCUCUGUUAAAUACCCUGUAGGUAUGCUAGAAAACAUUCCCGUUAGGAUAUGUCAAUUCUAUAUUCCCACAGAUUUCAUCAUUAUGGAUAUUCAUGAAGACUCAAACAUUCCUAUCAUACUGGGAAGACCUUUCUUAGCCACUGCUGGUGCCAUCAUCGAUGUGAAACGAGGGAAGCUUACCUUCGAAGUCGGAAAAGAGAAGAUUGAAUUCAUUCUUUCUCAAUUCCUCAAAGCACCUUCUAUAGUUGAUACAUGCUGUUUUGUUGACAUCAUCGAUGAGUGUGUAAAGGAAAUAAAGUCCGAACCACUAGAGGAAACCAAAAUCCUAAGAAUUCCUAUACCGCCUAUCCUAGAAGAUGAUAACUAG